Molecule: messenger RNA, 435 nt
Organism: Cotesia congregata
Lineage: Eukaryota; Metazoa; Arthropoda; Insecta; Hymenoptera; Braconidae
Source: the annotation of a GenBank genome assembly
AUGGUUUACCCAACGUGCUCCAAAUCGAAUAUCACCCCAAUAAUUACCGCGUACGGUGCAGCAGCAAAUUUACGCAAGGAAGUCAUCAGAAACAAGAUCAGGGCGAUUGGAAAAAUGGCACGAGUAUUUUCCGUCCUCAGAGAGGAGAGCGAGAGUGUCUUGCAGUUGAAAGGACUCACGCCUACGGGUGCCCUUCCUUUGGGAGCACUGUCUGGCGGCAAGAUGUCUCUAAAAAACGCGCUCCAAGGAUUCUCACCGAACCACAAAAUCACGUCGUUCGCCGAAGCCAAGGGUCUUGACGCUAUUAACGAGCGAAUGCCGCCGCGAAAGAACGCACCACCUACGCCGGUAAAUGAGGAAAAGCCGGUGAUAAAACCAGCCGCUGCGGCUACUGGAGAAAAGCAAGAACAGUGUACACCUCCGCCUCACUCGUGA